CUAUGUUUGGUGGAACAUGAGAGUGAGUUCGAGUAUGACGCGGUCAACACCGACACAAAGGAUUAUGGGAUAUUUCAGAUAAACAAAGGGUAUUGGUGCAAGGGGGGUCCGAAAUAUUCAGCAUGCUGGCAGAUAAAUACUUACGGCUGCGGUGUAACUGCCGCCGACUGCCCCAUAGGUAAGGGUUAAGAUCGUCGAUCCUAUAAUAUUCUAUAAUACAAAAUUUAGUGUUAAUUUAGCUCAUCAAGACACCCCUGAAUCAAUACUUGUCCAAUAGCCAUUGUCUUUGGAGGGCUAAGAAUUAGCAGUCGCUUCAGUGAUCAGCGUCUGUGCGACUGGUUCCGAGUUCGAUUGCCAUGUGUGACCUCAGAUCCUUGCUUCGAGUUUCAAUUGGGUUGAGUGUUUAUUGAAAGGCAUGAAAACCUUUCCUCUACAUCAGUUCAUUCUUCUAAAAAUCAAAAUGAUUAUUUGGGGGGUGAAGGGGGGGGGGGGAUUACGUACUCCUUGAUCAAUCGGAGAGCGCAAUUAAAACUUGUCUAAUCAUUUUCUGUCCUAAACUUGCAGUCUUCACCGACUCCAAUAUCGCCAACGAUGCAGAAUGUGCCGUCAAAAUCAAGAAGUGCAAU
Messenger RNA from Porites lobata, 626 nucleotides. The record is from the annotation of a GenBank genome assembly. Lineage: Eukaryota; Metazoa; Cnidaria; Anthozoa; Scleractinia; Poritidae.